AUGAUGCGCACAUCAGCUCUCCGAAUCGCCUCUCAGGCCCCGGCUCUUCGGACCACUACUACCCGCCGCACGGCUGUCGCCUCGCGCCAAGUCGCCCCCGUCGCCCGAGCCCAGCGCAUCUCUAUCCGCUCGUUUGCCGAUGCGGCUGCUCCUCCCCCUCCUCCCCCGUCCCAGCCCGUCGGCGGCGGCAACACCGGCAUGUUUAUCGUUCUCGGUGCGCUCGUCGCUCUCGGUGGUGCCGGGUACAUGUACCUCAAGCCUGUUCGUGACCUCGCCGCGACCGCCAACAACACCGUCAAGACUGUCAAGUCUGGUGCUGACACCUCCUCCGACCUCGUCGCCUCACUCGCCAAGUCCGUCCUUCCCCCAGGCGUAUUCGGGAUCUACUCUGCCCUCGCCCAGUCCGAAGGCGGGAUCAACGGUCUCCUCUCCAGCUUGAAGGACAAGGACAUCCAGGGUGUGCUUGACCAGGUCAAGGCGUCAGGCGGGGACGACGUGAAGCGGAUCGUCGAGAAGGUCGAGAAGCGCGUCAAGGCCGCGAACGGCAAGGUCCAGGAUGUGGACUGGAAGGCGCUCGCUGAGGAGUUGAAGAAGGAGCUUCCUGAGGCGAGCCAGAAAUACGUCGAUAUGUUUAUCGGCCAGAUCCCUAGCAAGGAGGACUACGACCAGUUCGUCUCCAAGCUGAAGAAGGCGGGUCAGGAGAAGACCAAGGAGAUCGAGGCGGCCGCAAGCAAGGUCAUGCAGCAGGUCGAAAAGGCCAAGAAGGAGGGUAAGGGGACGGCAGAUGCGUACAUCAAGGGGCUUAAGGAGGCUGCACCCGCCGAUGUCGACGCCCUUAUCCAGCAGAUCAAGGACGCCGCCAAGUCUGCCGGUCUCCCUGCCGACCAGAUCGAGUCAUGGAUGAAGUCCAAGGCUGAGGAUGGAAAGGUGGACGUUGAGGCGAUGGCCAAGAACCUCGAGAGCAAGCUCAAGAUGGCCGCCAAGUUCCUCCCCGGAGAGCCCAGGGACCUCGUCGACCAGGUCAAGCAGUUCUCGCCUUCCCUCGCUGGUCUGCUCGCUCAGUCGAUGAAGCAGGCGGGGAUUGUCGAUGACAGCUUGAACAGGAAGAAGUAG
Messenger RNA from Dioszegia hungarica, 1113 nucleotides. RefSeq lists its product as uncharacterized. Bases 1 to 1113 code for a protein of 370 amino acids. NCBI's taxonomy places the organism in Eukaryota, Fungi, Basidiomycota, Tremellomycetes, Tremellales, Bulleribasidiaceae. The record is from RefSeq and is a predicted model, not a curated record. The transcript has 6 exons.